Molecule: messenger RNA, 1532 nt
Organism: Neoarius graeffei (lesser salmon catfish)
Lineage: Eukaryota; Metazoa; Chordata; Actinopteri; Siluriformes; Ariidae
Gene: phb2a
Product: prohibitin 2a
Exons: 10
Coding region: 59-970 (303 amino acids)
Biological process (GO): mitochondrion organization
Cellular component (GO): membrane; mitochondrion
Source: RefSeq, a predicted model, not a curated record
CCGGAAGUGAUUUCUCGUGACCUUGGAGUGUCAGGCUGAGAGUAAUAGAAGAGGCAGCAUGGCUGGGAAAGAACCUGGAGGUUUUAUGCAGCAGCUGAGGCAGAUCGCAGGCCGGAUGUCCUCUGGCAGCCCGAGAGGCGCUGGCCUUGGCAUCAAACUGCUCAUCGGUGCUGGAGCGCUGGCUUACGGUGUCAAAGAAGCUACAUACACAGUGGAAGGUGGACAGAGAGCCAUCAUUUUCAACAGAAUUGGAGGCAUGCAGAUGGACACGGUGCUGGCGGAGGGGCUGCAUUUCAGGAUACCAUGGUUCCAGUAUCCAAUCAUAUAUGACAUCCGAGCCAGACCUCGCAAGAUUUCAUCCCUCACAGGAAGCAAAGAUCUUCAGAUGGUGAGCAUCGCUCUACGUGUGCUGUCUCGGCCUGUGGCCUCCAACCUGCCGGCCCUCUACCAGCACCUGGGCCAGGACUACGAUGAGCGUGUGCUGCCUUCCAUCGUCAACGAGGUCCUGAAAAGCGUCGUAGCCAAGUUCAAUGCCUCACAGCUCAUCACACAGAGAGCUCAGGUGUCUCUGCUGAUCAGGAGGGAGCUGAUAGAAAGAGCUAAAGACUUUAACAUCAUUUUGGACGACGUGGCCAUUACGGAACUCAGCUUCAGCAAGGAGUAUACAGCUGCUGUAGAGGCCAAGCAAGUUGCUCAGCAGGAAGCCCAGAGAGCUCAGUUCUACGUGGAGAAGGCCAAGCAGGACCAGAAGCAGAAGAUCAUCCAGGCUGAAGGAGAGGCUGAGGCUGCUAAAAUGCUGGGUGAAGCCGUAACGAAGAAUCCUGGCUACCUUAAACUGAGACGCAUCCGAGCCGCCCAGAACAUCGCCAAAACGGUGGCGGCCUCGCAGAAUAGAGUCUACCUGAAUGCAGACAGUCUAGUGCUGAACCUGCAGGACGACUCCUUCGACAAAUUGUCGCUGGGGAAAUGAGAAGCCCCGUCCCAGAGGGUGUGCAUUCCAUGUGUUGAGUGUCUGCUGUAUUUUACGUCUUCUCCAAACCGACCUCUCAGCAGUGCCUGCGUCUGAGUGCAGCAAGGGCUUGGAUCCCCUAUAAAACACACACACACAUUUUAUAUAUAUAUAUAUAUAUAUAUAUAUAUAUAUAUAUAUAUAUAUAUAGGAAGACUUAAUACACAUGGUUUAGACACAACCUGUCUAUUAAAAGAGUCGAAGGUUACAGAAGAGUCUCAUCAUAAUUUGUGGAUUUAUAUUCUCUAAUGAAGAAUUCGUAUAGUUUCUGUACCAAAUCAAAGCAUUGAGAUAAGUAAUGUUUGAGACGUAGUAUUAUGAAUACACGCCUACGUAUUCUUUAAUCUGACACUGUUUAUAAGAGACACUCAGUUGUUAGUUACUGUUUACACAUUUGAUCUUUAGUUUGCGUUUGUCCCUGCUGUUUUUCCUGUGCUCAUGGACCAGCAGGUUCCUCUGCAAUGUGUAAUCUGACAAAACACUUAAAGGACAUUUCAUUAAAUCUUUUGAUUUUUCUGACUAA